GUCAUUUGAAUUUUUUACGUCAAUCGUAGAUGUUUUGAAGCUGUUUUGAAGUUUAAAAAUUGUUUUGUUAAUAUGGAAUUGGAAGAAAAAUUUGAUUAUUUUUCUGAAAUACCGCAAGAUACUUGUGCUGCUACAAAGUUUGUUGUGGGAUUACUUUUGAACAAGGUACACCCAGUUAUAAUCAGAACAAGAAAUGAAUUACGUUUACGUGAAGAAAAUGAGAGCUUGGGAAACAUUAGAGAUGUUUUUACUUUGUGCUGCAAUCAAAUAAAGAAAUGUAUUUUGAGUAUCUUAGAUGUGUUUAAAUUGGAGCAUAAUCAAAGAAUGUAUUUGCAGGAGAGUCGACAAUGCAAUAUAGAGAGACUGCAGUGGUGCCUUAAUAGACUCAUGACAAUCCAUAAUCACUUGGAAAAAGCUGAUGAUUCACUGUCAGACACUGAUGACAGUAUCAAUGUUAACAUCAUGUACUUUGUGAACUGGAUAGAUAAUACAUUUGAAAUUUUGAACAAACUGGCUAGCAUCAUUUACAAGACUGAUUAUAAAGAGAGCGACCAGCUUAAUGAUGUCUGGAAACAUGAUAUAGUUGAACAUGUUACCGAGUUGCAUUUAUCUAUUGAUGAGUUAUUGCUAUCGGCAAUGACUUUGUGCAGAUACUGCUUACAAAGUGACCAGCAUAUUGUUAAAGCUCGCUGCCAAGUGGUACUGAGAGAAACUAAAGCACUACUAAGUGAAUUGAUUGAUGGAGACUUGAGUUCCUCAGUGAAGGCUACACCAGAAACACUAAAGUUGCCGAUCAUGCCAUCAAAUGUAAAUGUCCUAAUAGAUGUAUUGAAAGAUGUGCUGUAUGUUCUAGAAACAAACACAAAUACAGCAUUACUGGCUUUAUUGAUACAUUGUUUUAGUAACAAUAAAUCACCUAUAGAUGUCUUGAAAGAACAUUUCAACAUGAGUACCAAUGGAAUGUGCGCAUGUCUUGUGAACAGUAAGAGCGAUAUAACAGAAGAUUGUUCGUUUGUCAAAGCAUUUGAUUUGUACAAUGAAAGAUUGCUGCAAAUCGGGUCAUUUGCAAUGUCUUGUUCUUCAGAUCAGAAUAGAGUUUUGCCACUUCGAAGCGGGCUGGCGAGUCUAGAAGCUUUAGACCCUCACUUGGUGCCAGCAUUAAUGAUGUCCACGGACAGCCAUCACACAACACUUUUAAUUGCAUCAUGGACACAGGAAAUACAAGAGAUUAGAAAUAAUGUAUUUUUAAUUGUUGAUCCUGCGGCAUUUGCUGAGAAGGCGAAACAGAUGAUGCAUUUGAAACUAUUAGAAGUGCUAAAAGAAAGCGAAUAUAACAAUAGUCUUGUUUGUUCGGUAAUUAACAUCGGUUCUGUUGUUUCUGAUUUCUUUGACGUUUACAAUAAAUACGAGCCAGAUGCUUUGACGCAACAUGAAACACUUUCCACAUUAUUGAGUGAUUUAAAUAAAGUACAAAAUGAGUGCAAGAUUGUUUCGAAUCUCCUGAGCUCAGACUCAGACUUUAUGUAUGAUAUCAAAAUGAUCAACAAAAAAGAUAUCUCAUUGGAGCAACUAUUAAAAAGAUUGAAAUUGUUGUACACUUUAGUGAACAGAAUAAAUAGUCUUCUCCAUCCAAAAGAGAAUGAAGAAUUUUUCGCCAGCGAAGCAUAUGAGGAAGAAUGCAAAGUCGAUAAUAGAAACGAGACACACACAGUUUACAAAAAUACAGACACAUACGAAAUUUCGGCCACGAGGCCUAAUAUAUCUAGAAGUAUAUUCGCGAGAACUUCGAACGGACGUUUUUCAACAAGAAACUUUCCCCUAUUAAAACUAACAAAACAUUUAAGAAAGAAAAGGUGUGACGAACUCAGUUUUUCAGUGCAGCUGGACCAGUUAUGCAAUGGGUCUGAAAAUGAUGGAAAUAUAAAUGAAACUAUAUUUGUGAAUAAAUAUUUGGACAAUGCCAGAGAUCCAUCUGUGUUGUAUAAUUUCUCGCCAAUCAAAAAUAGGUCGUCGCUUAGAAAAGCUAUAUUGAAUAGAAAUUGUAAGUCGCACGAGAAAAUGUUUGAAACUCGGUGUUUGGAAGGGAGUAUGGUUUCAGAAACAGGAAGCCUUAUGGAUGAAACAAUGAGUUUGCAAAUUACAGAUGUCCUGAAUCAAAUUAAUGAAAUGACGUGCACAUUAUCAGGAACAAAAUCGUCACGUUUCUUUAAACGCAGCGCGUUACCUUUAAAUAAAAUACAAGAGAAUGAAGAGAAGGAAACGAAUUCAAAAAAUGUAUUGACUCUUAAUAUAAAUCAUAAUAAUACAUUUUCAAAACAUAUUUGGAACAUUCCAGUGAAUACUACAGUUGAUGUGCCCUUAGAUGAUAGCGUGCUUACAUCUGUUUCAAAUCUGAGUCAACCGUCUAAUGUUGGGACUUUGGAAAGGAUGAACGAUUUGGAGUACGUUGAGAGUAAAUUAAACAGUUUAAAAUCGCAAUUGGAGACGAGUUUAUAGCGUUAAGUGAAAUAUUUUCAUUUGGGUAGAUGGUUGGGUAUUUUUAAGAAUAAAGCAUUAUUUAACUUAAA
Molecule: messenger RNA, 2567 nt
Organism: Manduca sexta (tobacco hornworm)
Lineage: Eukaryota; Metazoa; Arthropoda; Insecta; Lepidoptera; Sphingidae
Product: serendipity locus protein alpha
Exons: 9
Coding region: 73-2496 (807 amino acids)
Biological process (GO): cell-cell adhesion; cell migration; cellularization
Cellular component (GO): membrane; adherens junction; cytoplasm
Molecular function (GO): actin filament binding; beta-catenin binding
Source: RefSeq, a predicted model, not a curated record